This is a messenger RNA of Helianthus annuus (common sunflower), 2243 nucleotides long. RefSeq names its product myosin-binding protein 7. The coding region runs from base 566 to 1906 and encodes 446 amino acids. The transcript has 3 exons. Lineage: Eukaryota; Viridiplantae; Streptophyta; Magnoliopsida; Asterales; Asteraceae. The record is from RefSeq and is a predicted model, not a curated record.
CGGAAUAUCCAAAACAUUUGACAAGUAACACAAAAAUUAUAUUUCUAGGGUUCCAAAUCGCUCCACCUUCCUUCAACCCCCCAAUUCCCCCCAAUUUUCUCACAAUUCAUCAAAAAUUAUCAGAAAAAAAAUCUCAUUUUUAUUGUGGAAAUUUCGUCUCUGUUCAUCGGCAUGGACUGAUUCCCUUGCCGGCCUCUGAUUUCUGCUACAAAUCGAUCAAGGUAACGUGAUUCCGUCAUUUAGAUCAGGAAUUUAUCGGAAUAUAUGUAAUUACAAUAGUAUUUCGGUUUCAUGAAGAAGUUGUAGUGAUAAGUAACGUACUUUUGUAGCAAUUAGGGCAAUAAUUGAUCGAAUUGUGUGUAGUUAUUACGGUGUUUCGGUUUCAUGAGGAAGUUGUGACAGUUCCAACCUAAGUUUGUAGUUAGAAAAGUCUGUGUUAAGUUGUUUAUCUCGAUCGGUGAUAUCGUGUUUUAGACGCUUGAUUGGUAGGGGGUGGGGGUUCAGAAACUAUUGGUGGAUCAAAGACUUUGAUUUGCUGAAAUUUGAAUGAAAAAUUGUUAUAAAUAUGGAAACCGAGAUCGAGCAGCCUGUUGUGGGUACAGUGAUCAAAUGGUGUGAUUGUGGAUGUGAUUGUUGUUCUGCAAAGCUUGAUGAGUCGGGGGUCUGGAUUCGGUCAGUGAAGAGAAAGCUUGACGAAAGAGAUGAUAAGGAUGUAUUGGUCAUACCUGGGCUUUCGAAUUCUGAUGUGGCUCGUGUCGACAUUGAAUAUGAAUGUAUGGCUUUACGGGAAAUGGUCAAAAGUCAACAGGAAACAAUUCAGGAUUUGUCGGUUGAGUUAGAUGAAGAGAGAAAUGCGGCCUCGUCGGCUGCAAAUGAAGCCAUGUCUAUGAUCUUAAGGUUACAGAGUGAGAAGGCCGAAGUCCAGAUGGAGGCCCGGCAGUUUAAACGGUUUUCAGAGGAAAAAAUGGCCCAUGAUCAGGAAGAAGUUAUGGCAUUGGAAGAUUUGUUAUACCAAAGAGAACAGACCAUAGAAGCUUUGACUUGUGAAGUACAUGCGUAUAAACACCGAAUGUUGAGUUAUGGGCUCACGGAAGACGAAGCAGGUGGGGAGAUUUAUAGCGAGACACAUUUUGAGCUCCCUACAUACAAUUACCCACCACUAAAAUGCAAUUCGAUUGAACAUCAUCCUGACCAGGAUCUUGACGGUGAAAUGAUCGACAUCGAGAAGCACGCAUUUGGUGAAUCCCCACAUUCAUUGAAAGCUAUUGAAGAAAGAAUCAGUGAAUUGGAGGGGGAUUCUCAGCAUAGUCCAGUGAAGGAGGUCAUCAUUGGUAAUUCACCAAGGAAUCUAUCUUCUGAUAGUGGUGGCUCGUUUGUUCCAACUAAAGAAAAAUUGGUGGAUAAUGCAUCGGAAUUCGGUGAUGACAUGAGUGACAGGGUAUAUACAGUUGAUUCUGUAUAUAACGUGACAUCUUUCGAUAAGAAUCCAAAGGUUGAUGAUGAUGUUAAGGUUACUCAAAGCAUUGGAAAUACGGAGGUAAAAAAUCUGUACGCAAGGCUUCAUGCACUGGAAGCAGACAGGGAAUCAAUGAAGCAGGCGUUGAUUUCUAUGAGAACGGAAAAAGCACAACUGGUAUUGUUGAAGGAGAUAGCUCAGCAUUUGUAUAAAGACAUGUCUCCGCAGCCAAACAGGAUGCCUGUUAAGAAACAAUCAUUGUUUGGUAACUUUUCGUUUGUCUUGCUGUUCAAGUGGAUUGUUUCGUUUCUGUUUUGGAGGAGAGCAAGUCAAAGCAAAUACAUGUUUGGUAUGUCGGCCAGUAACGCAGGUUUGCGAAUGCUGGUAAACAAGGGACCACAGAUGGGGCAAUGGAGGUGUCUAUCAAGAACACGAUUCUUGAAAUAUUGAUCUCGAACACACAUCUGUUUGGACUUGUGAUCUGGUAUAGGCUGGACAUCUACAUCACACUGUUUGAUUUUUAGGUUUUAAAUAAUUUUUUUUCCAACUAUUUUCGUGGGUGAAGUGUUAUUGUUUUUGAUUUGUUGAAAUUGGACUGGUCUUCUGAUUGGUUAGUGUUAAAGAAAUGUGGAUACAUACAUAUAUAUAGUCAUAAGAAAUUGCUGGCUUGUAAGGUUUUCUUGAACAUAGCUCGAUGCAUGAAUGUAAUGUGGAAAUCUGUUUGUGCAUUUUUGUUAUAUUGUAAAUAAGAAUUGAUCGUGUGGAUAUGAAAGUUUUCAUGUUGGAA